CUACGCGUAAUGAUGAACCUAACUCAAUUUCGAUAACCUCUACUGAGGCAUCCAAAUGUUGAACGGAAAAGAAGAGCCUAAGCAGAAGAAAGGUUGGUCAGAGUCACUGCUAGAAUUUCGGUCAGGGUUUGGGGAAAAGAUGAAAGUUGUAUCGAAGAAACGUUGGAAAUCUCUUGGACCUCUUCAUCUGAAAAGCAAAUCAGUCGCACGGUUUUGCUUCUUUUCGAAAUUGAAGUCAAACAACCAUGGUCCAGGCCGCGCACCAGUCUAUCUCAAUGUUUAUGACUUGACUCCUAUUAACGGAUAUAUCUAUUGGGCAGGCCUUGGUAUAUUUCACUCUGGUGUAGAAGUUCAUGGAGUAGAAUAUGCUUUUGGUGCCCAUGAUUAUGCAACGAGUGGUGUUUUUGAGGUGGAACCACGGCAGUGCCCGGGUUUCAAGUUCAAGAAAUCGAUAUUCAUUGGAACCACAAAUUUAAACCCAACACAAGUGAGAGAGUUUAUGGAAGACAUGGCUUGCAGUUACUAUGGGAAUAUGUAUCACUUGAUUGUAAAGAACUGCAACCAUUUCUGCCAGGACGUUUGCUACAAACUUACCGGGAAAAAGAUCCCAAAAUGGGUGAAUCGGCUUGCAGAAAUAGGUUCUGUGUGCAGCUGCAUACUUCCCGAGUCCCUCAAGAUAACAGCGGUUUGCCAUGAUCCAGACGGGCAAAUUCAAGAGGAAGAAAACGAAAAGAGAAGUCUUAGAAGCUCAUUCAGCUGUUUAUCCUCCAUCUCCAUGAGACAAAGACAGCUUUCGACAUCAUCAUUGUUCCUACAAUCACCUCUCAGAGGCUGCUUACCUCCAUGGCAACUGAAACGCUCAAAAUCUAACAGCGGUUCCUUGAAAGAAAGGUAGACGUAUUCCAACCUAAACAAUCGUCGUUUCUCAUUCGUUUUCUUAGCACCACCACGCCCCCACGAUUUAUCUUUCUUCUAUCUUUGUAAGAGGAGUUCGAAAACAGAUUUCCCGGGCCAUCAUCAGUUUCUCUGUUUUCUUAUUUCAUUUUAACAGGCUUUCAUAAGCCAUUCUUCUUCUUCUCUCUGUUUGUAUUGCUUCCACAUUUGGAUCUUU
This is a messenger RNA of Arabidopsis arenosa, 1111 nucleotides long. The record is from the annotation of a GenBank genome assembly. Lineage: Eukaryota; Viridiplantae; Streptophyta; Magnoliopsida; Brassicales; Brassicaceae.